Gallus gallus (chicken) is the source of this 1970-nucleotide messenger RNA. It is a transcript of the gene ST6GALNAC4, whose product is annotated as ST6 N-acetylgalactosaminide alpha-2,6-sialyltransferase 4. Gene Ontology annotation, biological process: ganglioside biosynthetic process; oligosaccharide metabolic process. NCBI's taxonomy places the organism in Eukaryota, Metazoa, Chordata, Aves, Galliformes, Phasianidae. Gene Ontology annotation, molecular function: alpha-N-acetylgalactosaminide alpha-2,6-sialyltransferase activity. The transcript is spliced from 6 exons. The record is from RefSeq and is a predicted model, not a curated record. Bases 87 to 1616 code for a protein of 509 amino acids.
GGGCAGGAGGCCCCAAUCCUGGUCCCAAAAUGAUCCCUGGGCUUUCAACACUGCAUUGAGCUCCGCAACACCUGCAUCCGUGGGGCAUGGAGGUGAGGAGGGGGCGUGGGGUGGGCUAUGGGGGAUCCUAUGGCGGGGAGGAGGCACGGUGCAAAAGGAGAGGGGGAGAGAAAUGGGGGCAACGGGCUCUGGCGUGGGAGAUGGGAUGGGUACUGGGUCUGUCGGUACCGGGGCACACAGAGCAGGUGCCGGAUGCGGUGCUGGGGCUCGCGGAGUGGGCUGGCACCGGGUGUGUCGGUACCAGGAAGCACGGGACGGGCGUUCGGGUGAAGGUACCGGGGUACGGGGCAGUGCUGGGGCUGAGAUGGGAGCUGGGGAGGGGGCCGGGUCUGCCGGAGCCGGGAAGCGCGGUUCGGGUCUCCGGGCGAUGGGCGCACGGGUGGCGCGCGGGCUCCGUACCGCUGCGCGCAGUGCCGGUGCCGCUCUCGGGGCGCUGCGCGGGGCGGUCCCGGCAGUGGCGCUCAGCUCCGCCCCCUCCCAGCGGAGCGCAGCGCGGUGCUCCCGGCGCGGCCCGGCCGCGAUGCGGGACCCGACGGCGGCCCUGGGGGGUGGGCAGCGGUACCGACACCGCCGCCCCCGCGGGGGCUCCCGGCGUCGUGAGUGGGGCCGGGCCGGGCGGGGGUGCGCGCCCCACGCCUCCCUGUGACCCUCGUGCCCCACGGCCGCCCCAGCUCCGCGGGAUAAAGAUGCUGGUCCGCGUCUUCGUCGUCCUGCUGUGCGCGGCCGCGCUCUCCGUGCUCUACGUGCUGCUGUGCCGCGAGGCCGCCGGGCGGAGGGACGGCUCCGCGUACACCGCGCCCGCGGCGCUCAGCUUGCAGGGCUACAGCCGCGUCCCCGACGGGAAGCCGCUGCGCAGAGCUCCGUGCCGCCGCUGCGCCGUGGUCUCCAGCUCGGGGCAGAUGCUGGGAUCGCACCUGGGCCGGGAGAUCGACGGGCAGGAGUGCGUGCUGCGCAUGAACCACGCCCCCACCGCCGGCUUCGAGGAGGACGUGGGCACGCGGAGCACCGUCCGCGUCGUGUCGCACACCAGCGUCCCGCUGCUGCUCAGGAACCAGCCCUACUUCUUCCAGCAGUCCCGGGACACCAUCUACGUCAUUUGGGGUCCCAGCAGGAAGAUGAGCCGCGAGAAGGGCGGCCCGACGUACCGAGCGCUGCUCAGGGUGCUGGAGAUGUACCCCCGCCUGCAGCUCUACACGCUGACCGAGGAGAAGAUGGCGUAUUGCGACGACGUCUUCCAGAACGAGACAGGGAAGAACAGGGUGAAAUCCGGCUCCUUCCUGAGCACGGGGUGGUUCACCAUGAUCCUGGCCAUGGAGCUGUGCGAGCACAUCUGCGUCUUCGGUAUGGUCAGCGACAGCUACUGCAGGGAGAAGAACCACUCGAGCGUGCCUUACCACUACUUCGAGAAGGGGCGGCUGGAUGAGUGCAGGAUGUACCUGGUGCACGAGAGGGCCCCCCGCGCCGGGCACCGCUUCAUCACCGAAAAAGCCAUCUUCUCCCGCUGGGCCAAGAGGAAGGACAUCAUCUUCAGCCACCCGUCGUGGGCAGGGGGGUAGGAGAGGCGGCAGUGCGGUUGGAAGCCCCUCGAUAUGCCCGGUAUUGGGGGUCUGCAGCCACUGGGGGGGCAGCAGUGGAGACCCCGUUGCGUUGGAGCGCAUGGGACAGGACUGGAUCCACCGAGCCCCCCCAGCUGCAGGCCCCGAGCUGGCUUGGACCCGUGCAGUGUGGAUGUUUAAUGUGGGAUUCAUCCCGGGACGGACCCCACGUAUAUGGGGCACGUGGAGCGGGGCCGGGACCCCCCGUCCCACAGCCCCCGUGUGCCCCCUGCCCGCAGCCCUGAGCUGCCUUGCCACAAGUGCCCUUGGAUUCAGACCAAAGCCGACUUGCCCAUUAAAAGCAUUUGUAAGUCC